This is a messenger RNA of Vigna unguiculata (cowpea), 2388 nucleotides long. Its product is annotated as auxin transporter-like protein 1. The record is from RefSeq and is a predicted model, not a curated record. NCBI's taxonomy places the organism in Eukaryota, Viridiplantae, Streptophyta, Magnoliopsida, Fabales, Fabaceae.
GAUUGUGAAGAAUAAACCAAAGAGUUAUCAUAGCAGUUCUUCCUUUUCAUUUUUUUAUUGUUUCUUUUAAUCAAGUUCGAAGCAAGCACACAGCUCCAUCUUCCAACAAGUUUACUCUCUCUGGUGUACUUUCUUUUUGUCAGAUCUCGAUCCUCCAAACUCAACCCUCUUCUUCCUCACUUGUUUUUUCUACCAUCCCAACACAACCUUUUCCCCUUCUUGUCUCCAUUUCUUGCUUGCUGGGUUAGUAAUAGUAUCUUCUUCUGCAUUGAAAACUGCCAAUUCCUUCUUCAGAACCCGCAUUUAAGAGGUUCACUGACUCACCACCUUAACGGCACCACAUAGUGCACAAACCCAUAUUUAAGGCCUGCCACCAUUCUUCUAAUUGGACCUUUUUGUACAGAGUUUAAACAGUUCAAAAAUCAAAAUCCUCUGAAAUUACCAGCAAAACCGCAUCACCAACCCAAUCAAGUGCUGCUAUAGUCUUCUCUUUUUACCUAAAAAAGUAAACUUCCCUGCCACUCACACACUCCUCUAUGCUACCAUAAAACCUCUGUUUCCUCUGUUUCCGUGCUAUAAGAGAAUACUCUCACCUUUCAACAUUCACCAAUAUUAGGACUCUCUUUUUAUUAUAGUAAUCUUGGAACAAUGUUACCCCAGAAGCAAGGUGAAGAAACCAUGAUGUCGAGCCUGAAUGAAACUGUUGAGCGUGAGGAGAGAGAGGACGAGAAGGUGGGUGGUUCACAUUCCAGUUUGAGAAACCUUCUGUGGCACGGUGGAUCUGUUUAUGAUGCAUGGUUCAGCUGUGCUUCAAAUCAGGUUGCGCAGGUUCUGCUAACACUGCCAUACUCUUUUGCUCAGCUGGGAAUGCUCUCUGGCGUCAUAUUCCAAGUCUUCUAUGGAAUAAUGGGAAGUUGGACUGCUUAUUUGAUUAGCAUUCUGUACAUCGAGUACAGGAGCAGAAAAGAGAAAGAGAAUGUCAGCUUCAAAAACCAUGUCAUUCAGUGGUUUGAAGUGCUGGAAGGUUUACUUGGUCCAUACUGGAAAGCCAUUGGCUUGGCCUUUAACUGCACUUUUCUUCUCUUCGGAUCUGUCAUCCAGCUUAUAGCUUGUGCAAGUAACAUAUACUACAUAAACGACCACUUGGAUAAGAGGACCUGGACUUACAUAUUCGGAGCAUGCUGUGCGACAACCGUGUUCAUACCUUCGUUUCACAACUACAGGAUUUGGUCUUUCCUUGGUCUUGGCAUGACCACGUACACAGCCUGGUACUUAACCAUUGCAGCCAUUGUUCAUGGUCAGGUUGAAAAUGUGACUCACACGGGCCCCAAAAAAUUGGUUUUGUAUUUCACGGGAGCCACCAACAUUCUCUACACUUUCGGCGGGCACGCCGUCACAGUGGAAAUCAUGCAUGCAAUGUGGAAACCUCAAAAGUUCAAAUAUAUCUAUCUUUAUGCCACUCUUUUUGUAUUCACACUCACCCUACCAUCUGCCAUUGCCGUUUACUGGGCCUUCGGUGACCAACUCUUGGACCACUCCAAUGCCUUCUCUCUUCUCCCUCGCUCUGGCUGGCGUGACACUGGUGUCAUCUUAAUGCUGAUUCACCAGUUUAUCACUUUUGGAUUUGCUUGCACACCAUUGUAUUUUGUGUGGGAGAAAGUGAUAGGAAUGCAUGACACAAAGAGCAUAUGUUUGAGGGCACUUGCAAGGUUACCUGUGGUGAUACCAAUUUGGUUUUUAGCUAUUAUUUUCCCUUUCUUUGGCCCUAUAAACUCUGCUGUGGGGGCUCUCUUGGUUACCUUUACCGUCUAUAUCAUCCCUGCUUCAGCUCACAUGCUUACUUACAGGUCUGCUUCUGCACGACAGAAUGCUGCUGAGAAAUUGCCCUUCUUCAUCCCAAGCUGGACGUUAAUGUAUGUGAUCAAUGCAUUUGUGGUGGUGUGGGUUCUUGUGGUGGGAUUUGGAUUUGGAGGGUGGGCUAGCAUGGCAAACUUCAUCAAACAGGUUGACACAUUUGGACUCUUUGCCAAGUGCUACCAGUGUCCCCCGCAUAAAACACCAGCUUCCAACCAAACACUGCAUCACUGAAAACUCUAUAUAUGUUCUUUUGCAUGAUACAUAGAGGGACACAUCAGCAUCUUCCCCAUUGUGUAUUUUCCCUAUAUCUUGGUUCAAUCUUCUUAUAUACAUAUAUAUAUUAUGUUAAUGCUGAUGUUCCCUUGUGUAGCAAGGCAACACUGUUAUAUUUCAUCGCUUUUGAAUCAUUUUGGUUAAUGGUAAUCAUGAACUAUAUCUAGCUUAUAUAGGGAUUGUUGUUUGGUCAUUGGAUUAUAGCAACCUCAAGUAUAGCCUGCAUGUUUCCAAUAAUAUCUUUGCUUUCCAAUAUAA